This is a messenger RNA of Exaiptasia diaphana, 2680 nucleotides long. RefSeq names its product ATP-binding cassette sub-family B member 8, mitochondrial. Gene Ontology annotation, biological process: transmembrane transport. Lineage: Eukaryota; Metazoa; Cnidaria; Anthozoa; Actiniaria; Aiptasiidae. The record is from RefSeq and is a predicted model, not a curated record. The coding region runs from base 73 to 2202 and encodes 709 amino acids. Gene Ontology annotation, molecular function: ATP hydrolysis activity; ATP binding; ABC-type oligopeptide transporter activity. The transcript is spliced from 13 exons. Gene Ontology annotation, cellular component: membrane.
GCUGGUUUAUUUACACUCAAAACUUUGCAAACAUCUUUUAGAACUUGAAUGUGAAUGUAGUUUAGUUUCGCUAUGGCUUUGUUUAUUGUGUCUUCUAUGUGCAAGAACUCUGCAAGGCUUGCUACAAGAGCUGUGUUUCUGAAUUCAGGUGGUUUUGCUACAAGAGCUUCGUCCUUCAAGCCAUUAACUUCAACUAUAACAAGCUUCACAAGAAGGAUAUCGAAAAUAGACAAGUCAUUUCUAUACCAAAAGCUCCAAGAAAAAAGUUCUAUCAUAUUAACGCUCGGAUCAAUAUGUGCAGUAGCUGCAGCAGCCAAAACAAAGGGCAUCUUCUCAAUUGCUCAUUGUGGCCUUAAACUCAGUCACAAAAAUGUCUCUCUCUCAAAGAAGAAGCCUAACACAGAGGAGCAACCAAAGGCACCACCAAAAUUCAACUUUACAGAGUUUUUCAAGCUUCUACUUCCAGACAUAUGGCUCUUGCUACUAGCAAGCUUGAGUGCCUUUGCUGUUGCCAUGACAAAUAUCCAGUUACCAUUGUUGCUAGGCAACCUUGUCAAUGUAGUUUCAAAUUUAGCCUCUGAGGACCAUACUGGUGACUAUUUUGAGGUGUUACGGAAGCCGGUUGUGAAGUUAGUUGGACUGUAUGUUGCACAAUCAGGCUUAACAUUUGUGUAUAUAUCAGUAUUGUCAUGUCUAGGGGAACGUUUGGCAGAGAGAAUGAGGACAGCAUUGUUCUCGUCACUAAUACGACAAGAUAUUGCUUUCUUUGAUGGACACAAGACGGGAGAAUUGAUCAAUAGGCUUACUGCUGACAUACAAGACUUCAAAAGUUCUUUCAAACAAUGCAUCUCACAAGGGCUCAAAAGCUCUACACAAGUCAUAGGUUGUGUAUGUACAAUGUACUACAUGUCACCAAAGCUGACAGGUCUAAUGGUUGUAAUCAUCCCUUCAGUAGUUGUUUUUGGGACACUUUUUGGUUCAUUACUACGUAAGUUGUCGAGAAAAGCUCAAGAGCAGGUUGCCAAGGCAACAGCUGUUGCAGAUGAAGCAUUAGGAAAUGUGCGCACAGUUAGAGCAUUUGCAAUGGAAGAGAAAGAAUCUCUGUUAUACUCUCAGGAAGUUGGCAAGUCCAAGAGCCUAAAUGAAUUGCUGGGAUUCGGUAUUGGAGCUUUUCAAGCUGGUGCUAAUCUUACUAUAAAUGGACUAGUCCUUGUCGUGUUGUAUGCUGGUGGGUCCAUGCUGGCCAUGAGGGAACUACAACCAGGAGAUUUAAUGAGCUUUUUAGUUGCAACACAGACAAUACAAAGGUCCUUAGGAACCAUCUCAGUGCUAUUUGGCCAGGUAAUUCGUGGUAUGAGUGCUGGAGCUCGAGUAUUUGAGUACCUGUCAAUCAAACCGACAAUCCCUGUCACUGGAGGAAAGCAAUUUCCACUACAAGACAUCAGUGGUCAAGUAGACUUUGAAGACAUCACAUUCUCCUACCCUACAAGACCAGGGCAUAACGUUCUGAAGCACUUCUCGCUGUCUAUAGAGGCUGGUAAGAUGGUAGCACUAUGUGGACCUAGUGGGUCUGGAAAGUCUACAGUGGCAGCCUUACUGGAACGCUUCUAUGAGGUUGCUAGUGGAAGGAUACUUUUAGAUGGACAUGAUUUGAAAGACUUGGAUCCCACAUGGAUGAGAGGAUUAGUUAUUGGAUAUAUACAUCAGGAACCUAUUCUGUUUGCCACUUCAAUAAUGGAGAAUAUUAGAUAUGGGAAGCCCAAUGCUACUGACGACGAGAUUUAUGAGGCAGCAAGACUUUCCAAUGCCGAUGGUUUCAUCAGACAGUUUCCACAGGGCUAUGACACCGUGCUUGGAGAACGAGGAGUUACUGUAUCUGGCGGUCAGCGGCAACGGAUCGCUAUAGCGAGAGCAUUAUUGAAGAAUCCAGCAAUCCUUAUAUUAGAUGAAGCAACAAGUGCUCUUGAUGCAGAGUCUGAGAGACUUGUUCAGCAAGCAUUAGACCGACUAACUGAAGGUCGUACUGUUAUUGUAAUUGCUCACCGUCUUAGUACCAUACAAGGAGCAGAUAAGAUUGUUGUUCUUUCCCAUGGAAAAAUACAAGAGGUCGGUACACACCAACAGCUAAUGAAGCAAAAAGGACUGUAUGCCGAGCUUGUGAGAAGACAGAUGCAAGAUGAUGACGAUGAUGACGAUGACUGAUGAUGUAAGCCUCUCAUUGAAAUUGGUUUACCUUUAUUUUUUACGACAAAGGAACUCCAAACUAUGACAUUUUCUCAACCUCGUUCCCUGAUCCUUUUUCCGAGAAAAAAUAAGCCCUGGGAACAAGUUUGACAUUUUCUACCUCUUCGUAGGUAUUUUUUAAUGGGGAGAAUCUACGUAGCACUCAGUUGAUGUAAUAUAUUUAAAAGAUUUUAAUGAAAAACCUUGUCUGAGUUGAUUGUGUGAAAUAUGUUUUGAUGGUCUUUUCCGAUAAUGUGCCAAAUUUUAAUUUCUUUGAAAUGUCUUCUGAAAAGACUGGGUAUUGAGCUAACAACAACGGUCGAACCCUAACCACCAUUUGCUUACUUAGAACUUCAACAAACUGCUUUUGACACUCCUCACUCAAAACCGGGGGGGAGGGGUACUCCCAUAUAUUUGCUAUACGGGGACGUGCCGCUGGCCAGGGUAUGGUUUUUGG